GGACUUGCGUCUCUACUUUCGGUUGAUCGAUACCGAAGGUUGGAUAUGCGGGGGUUUAAUUUUAUCGAAGCCAUCCGGGGUGGGAGACAUGCAUUGCAGUCUGUUGGGCACGGAGAUCCCCGACCGAAAUGACGGAAACAAGUCCAGAAGUGUUAAUCCCGCGGUGAUGCUUUUUGGUGACUUGAUGCGCGAGGACCCGUGAACCCAGGUGAUUAUAGUGAAGCUCCCAUCGAACGGAUACAUUCGGUGACUGCAAGAGGACGGGUGAUCAAGGGAUGCUCGGCGUGUUCACGAACCAUCUGUGAUUUCGGGACUGUGGUGGAACAACUGUUUGAAGUCGGACAGUCCUGGAUGCUGUGCACUCUGGGGUACGGACUCUUUGAGUACACCGUCGAGUGUAAAUACAUUCCUCCGCAUCCUCUACUUUGAUAGUUGAGUCAGCACCCAAAGCAAUCCAUUUUCAAAGAAACAAGUCGAUAAGGUCCCAACGGUUUUAAAGUUGACCGUUUCGGUAAUCUGACGGUGGUUUUAUGGUGCUUCGGAAGCCUUAAGCUUCGUUGACCGCAGAUGUUUCGCGGACAGACAGUAUUGAGACAGUAUUCCGGGAAGGUAGCAGCCGCUAUUUGCUUUCCGCGGACGAACUAGUUUGAGUGUCCUUGUCCGAAUAGUCAAUUUAUUGCUGGAUCACAUUUGAAAGUUCGGAAUUUCAUUACACAGCAGCGGGUCACACACGAAUGGAUUUUGUCGAGUUUCGAAACACUCAAGUUGUCCGGCAAGUUGUGGCGUACUCUUUUCAGGACGAGUCAGCGGUGCAAAAGUGCGAGUCUUGAAUUCCACCAAACUCUGCUGUUUCGGUUCCGUCAGGAAUGAGGACAAAGCAGCUCUUCAACUCCCAGAGAUAAUUCUUCGACAGAGCAUUGGCUUCCAAAGAAGGACCCACUUUAUGCACGAUAAACUUCAGUGCUGGCAUUACAAAAUCGAACCACGCUUCCGGAACAAUCGCUCACUCGUCUCGGGCGAAAUUGAAACCUACUCUCCCGAAAGUUACAAAGCUUUACAGGCGUAGAUGCUGUUCCAGGAAUCAGUUUUGAAACUUUAAUUUCCGUGUACUCAAAAGCUACAAACUGCUAGAAGUCUACUGAGAAACUUCACCUCAACGUAUCGAUUUUGUUUGACUAGUCUCAUCAAGAGGCACACGUCUUAUAGUUCGCAUUCAACUUCGACUUAAGCCGGGAUUAACUGCAGACAAAUACUGACUUGCGAGAAACCCGGAUGACAACACAUUUAUUUUAUUAGAUUAUAUCGGUUUGCACCAUACGGAGUACCGACGCAUGUCUGCACGAACAGAGUAUGCAGACCCAUCGAGAGGCUUAUGUAUUGGAGUCCAUUGGAAAACUUCGUCUUCAAAUUACAUCCCUUCUGAGAACACUCGAUUCAGUGCAUUGACUUUGUUAGGCUAGUUUGGUGUGCACCAUACAGUGUACAUACCGAGUGUGCGGACCCAUCGGAAGGCUUGUAGGAGUCGAUGGACAAUUUCGACCACAGCCAGGGUUAACUCCAGGCUACUUCUUUCUUUUGAGGAGGAAUUUAUGGCGGCCCAUCCGUUUUGCUAGACUAGUUCGGUGUGCGCUAAUACGGACCGAGUCUGCAGGCUCAUCGAGAGGAAGCACACGUCCCGGAGGAAGGACACCUUCGACUUCAGCCGGUGUUAUCUACAGGCUACUACUCAACUCUCAGAAGCCCAUAUGACAACGCAUCGGUCAUCUUAGACUACAGUUCGGUGGACACUAUACAGCAUACAGACGCACGUCUGCGCAGACCGAGUCAGCAGCCCCAUAGAUAGGCACAUGUCUUGGAGAGGACCGUGGACAGCUUCGAACUUCAGACGGGGAACAUACAGACUACUACCGUCGUCUACGAUCUAUGGCAACGCAUCCGUUUUGUUAGACUAGUUUGGUGUACAGACCAAAGUCUCUGCAGACCCAUUGGAAGGACAUACACGUCUUAAAGAAGUCCAUGGACAACUUCGACUUCAGCCGGGGCUUCCUGCAGCACUUGGAGAGCCUGGGCGGCGCCCGGCUGCUCCAGGGGUCCCCGGACCAGGAGAACGAGUGCCGGCCGCGACGCUCCCGCAAGCGGGGCCACCGGUGCGUCCAGCAGCAGGCCCACCAGCGGCAGGCGGCCAAUAUGCGCGAGCGCCGUCGCAUGCAGUCCAUCAACGACGCCUUCGACGGGCUCAGGGCGCACAUUCCGACGCUGCCGUACGAGAAGAGGCUCUCGAAGGUGGACACGCUUCGCUUGGCUAUCGGCUACAUCGGUUUCCUCACCGAGCUCGUCGACUCCGGUCGGCACCCCGGGGACUCGCUCCAGACGCAGGUGCAGGAGGAACAGGUCAAGAAGGUCAUCGUGCAGUGCAAUAAGGGUGUCCUGAGCGGCUCGUACCUCCCUCUGGCCGGACACUCCCUGUCCUGGUCGUCGGAGAAGCAGGGGCCCACGGGCAACGUCAUGGUCGCCAAAAUCUGGACUCCCGAGGACCCGCGCAAGGUGCAGCAGAAGAACAGGGACGACAACGAACCUUGAGAGGCGCCAUUGUCGGUUCCUUCCUUCGAGAGAGAGGGAGACGAACCCGAGCUGCUGUUGGCACAGCGUCUGCAGAAUCUAGUCAAAGAACGAGUGGCAGAGUGAAGAACGUUGCGGCUUUGUACCGGCUUCAAUGACAUCACAGAGCAAUCAUGUCGUAGCCUAGAUCACGGCGGCGUCAACUUGAGGGGUUGGAGACCGCUGACGAGUGGCAAUACGUAAAGUGGGUGGGAUCUGGUGAGACUUGCAGGCAGCAAAACACCAGACAACGUAUACCGGAUAAAAUGAUUUCAGAGAGCAGCUUACGACAAGCUCACAUGCCACCCGUGUGCAGUUGUCGAGUUUUGAUGCUGGCGUAAACAUAAUACUUCUCUGAAUCUUGGACACACAAAAUACACACAAAGAAGGGUUUUAUUAAAAUCGAUGUACAAAGAAAAGAGCAGAAUGGAUACAAGAUUCAUACCUAAAGAGCAGGCGCAGUGCCGUUCGUUUUUAAAGUUGCGACACAAAAAUAAUAUAAAGGACUGAAACUAAGGCUGAAACUUUUUUUUUUUUUUUAGCAUGAUUGUUUCCAAAGUCCGGAGCCACAUUUUUGUUCCUGCAUGACGACAAGAUAUCUAGUAUACUUACAAACCAUUUUGAAGUUCGGAAAAAUGCACUUUCGUAGAUAUGAAAAACAAAAACAAAAAAUGUCAUAGAUAGUUUCUUUAUGCACUGUAACACUUGUACAGCAACAAUAGAAAGCAAAAAGAAUCUGAAGACAACAAAGCGGUGCUGCUCUGAAGACAGAUACAAAUAAUCCCAAACACUAAGACUAUUUAAUGUCACCAAUCGACACGUUUACCGUGAAAGGCCGGCAACGCGUGCAAAUGCUAGCUUAAUUUUCACGCAACAGUACCUCAUCAGCGACGUGCCUGUAGGUCUUGUGAUCGUGUCUCUCUGUAGUACGCUUCUGAGGCCCAGUGCUGUUUCGUGAAACCGAGAGUCAACUCUAGAGAGUAGAAUCAGUGAGUCUCUACAUUCCUUCGACGUGAUAGAUGUGUAGUGAUAUGGUGCCUGGAACGCGCUUCCGACUGGUGUGUUUACCUCGCCCCCAAAAAGUGGUCCCUCGAUUUCCGCCUGGUGACGUCAUAGAUGCGUCAUGCUGUCGCCGGCCGCGAUCCUGGCGGCGUCCCAGCAGCGGUGUUGCGUGUGGCAGACGCCUGUUUUGCUGCAGGUCGCCUCCCAGCCUGACAGUCCCCCGACGCUUCGGCAGCCAAAAGUUGGGACGCUGCGACGACAGCGACACUCGCGUUCACUGGUGUCUUUCGCCAGCAUUUCUUCGACCAACCAGAAUCGCGACAUCCGUCAUCCGACAGCAUGACGCUCAGGCUUUUGUGACGUCAUGUGUUGUUACUUCGCAGCCACUCUUGAGAUAUGGGCAGGACGCUAAACACACCGUUCUAGGCACCAUAGUGUAGCCUUUUCUGUGUCAUGAUGCUCGUGUAAUAUUGAAUGAAGGUUGUGUGUGCUAGGCUGUAAGUUCGAGAAAUCUUUUUUUAUUUUCUUCAGUUGAGUAGCUUUCUUGAUGGUGCAUUCAUUGUCCCAGUUCAUUAGACCUUUGGGAUGUCAUGUAUAUUGUGAUGUAUUUAAAUGUGUGGCAAGAACUUGAGCUAGAACUUUAUUACAACAGUUUGGUUCCGCGGACACUGGACAAAAGGCUUGCAAUUGGAAGCUUGACGGGGUGCAGUGUUUCUGCUUGGCUCACUUCAAAGUGCAGUUGUUUUCAGACAUCAGUUUAAAAAAAAUCGAAUGCCCAUGUUCUGCUUUUGAACAGCAUUUUCGCCCUUUCUGGUUGUUUGCAAAAUUUUCAAGCUAGUAGAACAUAAACUUCUUUUUGACGCUCUUUAUUUCGAACAACGGAUGUCUGGUCUAUUCAAAACGUGCAAAACAUGUAUUUAUUAAACCUGGCGUUCUUAAGGAUCUUAUAUUUCAAACCCGAGUUUUAAUUUAUCGGCAAUUAAAGCUUUUUGUAGUCAU
Molecule: messenger RNA, 4599 nt
Organism: Ixodes scapularis (black-legged tick)
Lineage: Eukaryota; Metazoa; Arthropoda; Arachnida; Ixodida; Ixodidae
Product: pancreas transcription factor 1 subunit alpha
Exons: 2
Coding region: 2017-2580 (187 amino acids)
Biological process (GO): developmental process; regulation of transcription by RNA polymerase II
Molecular function (GO): DNA-binding transcription factor activity, RNA polymerase II-specific; RNA polymerase II transcription regulatory region sequence-specific DNA binding; protein dimerization activity
Source: RefSeq, a predicted model, not a curated record